Molecule: messenger RNA, 423 nt
Organism: Mollisia scopiformis
Lineage: Eukaryota; Fungi; Ascomycota; Leotiomycetes; Helotiales; Mollisiaceae
Product: heterokaryon incompatibility
Exons: 3
Source: RefSeq, a predicted model, not a curated record
GACUAUGAAGCCGUCUCCUAUACCUGGGGAACCGAAUCCCACAACCGACCUAUCACGAUAGAUGAAAAACGAUUCUAUGUAUCGCCGACGCUCAAGCAAGCAUUGAAGCAGUUCCAUAAUGCUGCCGGAUUGCGCUGCUUAUGGAUCGACGCAAUCUGUAUAAAUCAAGCAGACCUCGAGGAACGGAAUCAGCAGAUUCAAUUCAUGGCAAGGAUCUAUCGCAACUCAAGUCGAUUGUUAGUCUGGCUCGGUGUCAGCGCUUCCAACAGCGACUAUGCAAUGAAAUUCCUGGAGGAACUUGGAGACCAGGAAGUGGAGGACCAGAACAGGUUUCUGGAAUGGAUCGAGAUCGACUCGAUUGCUAGCCUGAUUUCUCGACCUUGGUUUACCCGUACAUGGAUUCUUCAAGAAUUUGUACUUGCA